This is a messenger RNA of Camelus dromedarius (Arabian camel), 1528 nucleotides long. It is a transcript of the gene ACTL7A, whose product is annotated as actin like 7A. NCBI's taxonomy places the organism in Eukaryota, Metazoa, Chordata, Mammalia, Artiodactyla, Camelidae. Gene Ontology annotation, cellular component: cytoplasm; nucleus. The record is from RefSeq and is a predicted model, not a curated record. Bases 75 to 1397 code for a protein of 440 amino acids. The transcript has a single exon.
UUCUCCAGUUGCCCUCUGAUUUAAGCCUUUCAGGCCUUGAAGCUGGUGGAAUUGAGGAACUUUCUGAGAGCAAGAUGGCUCUCGAGAGCGUGUGGGCUCCACAGACAGCAAUCAUAGGCGAUGGGCCUUCUAAGAAAGUAGGUGAACAGUACUCCCUGCAGACACAGGUCCUCCAGACUGCCUCCUUAAAGGAAGGCCCAGCAAAACGGGCGGUGUGGGUUCGCCAUAACCGUUCGGAGCCAGAAGAACCUACUACAUCAACAGGGGUCAAGGAGAUGCCCAAGUUAGCAGUGACCAAAGCAGUGGUCGUGGACCUUGGCACUGGCUACUGUAAGUGUGGCUUUGCUGGGCUGCCAAAGCCCACCCACAGGAUCUCAUCCACAGUGGGCAAGCCCUACAUGGAGACCGCCAAAACUGGGGACAAUCGCAAGGAGACAUUCGUGGGGCAUGAGCUUGUCAGCCCAGAUGUUCGUCUCAAGUUAAUUAAUCCUCUGCGACAUGGCAUCAUCGUGGACUGGGAUUCAGUGCAGGAUAUCUGGGACUAUCUCUUCCAUCAAGAGAUGCAGAUUGCCCCUGAGGAGCACGCGGUCUUGGUUUCAGACCCACCCCUGAGCCCACACACCAACAGGGAGAAGUAUGCUGAAAUGCUGUUUGAAACCUUCAGAACUCCCGCGAUGCACAUCGCCUACCAGUCCCGCCUGUCCAUGUACUCCUACGGAAGGACCUCCGGCCUCGUCGUGGAGGUCGGCCAUGGUGUGUCCUAUGUAGUCCCCAUCUACGAGGGUUAUCCUUUGCCCAGCAUCACCGGACGGCUGGACUAUGCAGGUUCUGACCUGACAGCCUACUUGAUGGCCCUGAUGAACAACUCAGGGAAAUGCUUCACUGAGGACCAGCUGGGCAUUGUGGAGGACAUCAAGAAGAAAUGCUGCUUCGUGGCCCUGGACCCCAUUGAAGAGAAGAAAGUCCCAACUACUGAGCAUGCGAUCCAGUACACCCUGCCGGAUGGGCAGCAGAUAUACCUAUGCCAGGAAAGGUUCCUCUGCUCAGAGAUGUUCUUCAAGCCUUCUCUGAUCAAGUCCAUGCAGCUGGGCCUCCACACCCAGACAGUGUCCUGCCUGAACAAGUGUGACGUUGCCCUCAAACGGGACCUCAUGGGGAACAUCCUGCUCUGCGGGGGGACAACUAUGCUCAGCGGCUUCCCCAACCGUCUGCAGAAGGAGCUAAGCAGCAUGUGUCCCAAUGACACCCCUCAGGUAAACGUGUUGCCUGAAAGAGAUACGGCAGUGUGGACAGGUGGCUCCAUCCUGGCAUCACUUCAGGGCUUCCAACCACUGUGGGUCCACCGCUCUGAGUACGAGGAACACGGGCCUUUCUUCCUCUACAGAAGGUGCUUCUGAACUCCAAUAAAGCAUGGUCACUGUGGUUGCCAUGCAUCAGCUUUGCUGGGUGAGCACCCGUCCCAAAACACAGGGAGCUAAAACAGCAUGUUCACUCCUACAGUAUUAAACGAUCCUCAUGUUUCCCUCCA